UAAUAUCAGAAAAACAGUAUAUAAACCUGUGGAUAAAAAGCAAAUACACUAUAGCUUCAUAAAAUUAUUAUUCUCUGAAUAUUGAGAUCGUGAUCUACUUUUUCCAGUUUAUACUUGCAUACGUAGAUAAUAUAUACUGUGAUUAAUAUUUAUCUGUUACCGUGUGAAUAUCAGCAAAAUUUCAGGUGCACGUGUUUGAAGUAAUGGUAUCUUGUGCAAAUAAUGUAGAGAUCCCAUAUGUGAAGUGUGUAUUUUGGGGAUGGAACUAUUUGCCUUUCUCCUGAUAUUCCUUUAAUUUCUCUACGUCUUCUGUUAAAUUUUUUAAGGACUGUGUGGACAUUUGGAUCUCUCCGUAUAGGUUUUCGGUGGUUAGUAAGGGAGGCGUCCGAUGCUAGAGCCCUUACGAUGUCUGGCUGGGCUCAAAGAAUGCAUCGUGGAGCUGCUACAAUAAGCAAUGUGGUCACAGCUUGUGGACAUACACCUGUCCCAUACCCUACUCGCAUGGAAAAAGUUAAAUUUGGAGUUCCUCUUGAUCAAGUCUGUAAACAUGAUAUACCUGGACCAUUAUUAAUCCUUAUUCUUAAACUUAAUAAAGAGGGUCCAUACAAAAAAGAUGUAUUCCGGGCACCUGGACAUCAAGGAAAUAUGAAGAAAUUAAUUCAUUUUCUCCAGCAUGGUCGUCUAGUCAAUAUAGAUAAUUUUUCAGUUUAUACAAUAGCAUCCGUUUUAAAGAAAUUUUUGAGAAAAUUACCUGGUGGAAUUUUUGGACCAGAAAAUGAAGAAGCUUUGUUUGAUAUCAUAGAUGCUGAUGGGCUAGAAGAAAAGAGAGAUAGAAUUCAUAGGCUCAUAACCUCCCUUCCUGUUGUUGCUCAACACCUUUUGGUGCUCUUGUUCGGUACAUUCCGUGCCAUUUCCAACUGCGCACAGAAAGCCCAAACUGGCAUGACAUCGGAAGCCAUAGGAGUCAGUGUGGCUCCCAGUUUCUUUCAGUCAUGUGUCAGUGAUGGUAAAAUGGCUAGAAUGGAAGAUGUUGUUAGAUUUAAGGCUCAGAUAUCGGUGGCAACACGAAUUAUGAAGUUCCUUAUUGAUAAUUUUGGAGUCACCAACUUAUUUGGGAAAGAAAACUAUGAGUACUAUGCCCGGAUGACUGGCAGAAUAUUUAAAGUUGAAGAGAACUGGAUAUUUGCAUUUCGCUAUCCUCCUGAGUCUCUAGUUUCGCGUAAUUAUGACUGCAAAGCCUCACUGGAAAUGGAGAAAACAUGGCUCCAACAGGAGGCUGAGAGAUGGGGCUUUAAAUUUAACUUAGAAGCAAUAUCGUCUCAAGAAGAAUGUCGAAGCACACCUGCCCUUAUCCAUGCAAGCGAAUCAAUGGUGCAAGGCGAUGGCCCACAGCUAAGUGGCAGUCUCACAAAUCUUGCCGAUACAUAUACUCGAUUGAGUGUUUCCUUGGAGGAGAAUGGUCUCUAUAAGGCUGCUUCUCCUUUGUCUUUUUUGGGUCUUGAUCCGGAUGAGCUGAAAGCCGUCAAUCGUUAUGCCGAGAGCACAAAAUCUUUGUCAUUUCUUCCCCAGGUUCACGAGAGGCAGACUGCCAGAAUGCGAACACGCUCUGAAUGGUUUCUCAAUCCUUCUCCUUGCCCUUCUCCUAUACCAAUUCAGGUUCCACCUGAAAUUGAUGAAAAUGAGGAAGUUGCCAUUAAGCUAAUGCGAACAAGUGAUUCCAAGCGGGGAUCCAAUGCCUCUUCAGUUUCUUCCAGUUCAUUAUUAAACACUGUUGGGGGUGGAAGUGACAAUCAACUAGUGCGGCGACCUUCUGGUAAAGGUAGUCGUCUUGUUCGACGGUCAUCUAGUAAGAGCAAGCGUGACAAAGAAAAUGGUGCUGGUGCAUCUGCAUCAACCUCUUCAAGCAAGAACAAACGAGACUCGGGGGUCAGCAAAGUGGUGUCUCUAGGAAGUUCAGUGUCAUCUGAACCACUUCCUGUUUCUGGUUCUAGUCCUGCACGAGCUAAAAUGAUGAACCGGCUCUCUAAUCCAGUUGGAAUAACGGAACAGGACUGCACAGAAUUGGAUGUUCAGUCAUUUCAUGUGACGCUCACUUACAAGCCACGGAUAUGACCAAAUGUUAUACCCUCUGUGUUUUUAUUUGUAUAUAUUUCUGCCGUUGAUUGUUGUUGAAUACUCUUGGCCCAAGUCUGAGGUGUGGUGUUAAAUUUCAUGAGCAUUCAUGAAGUUAUCUCUUUGUCAGCUGUGCUAUAAUUAUUUGAAAGUAUAGGCAUAUGAGUUACAAAGGAAUUAUGAUCUCAGAAAUUGACCAUUUGUCCACUGCCAAAGUGUUUUUAUCCCAUUCAUAAAAAUACUUAACUCUGUUUGUCAGUUUACUAAUUUGUUUUAAUUCUUACAUUUUUUAAAAAGAAAGAUGACAGUGUAUAUAAUGACGCAAUUUAAAAAGCACAUUUUUUUUUAAUUCAGUUGUGUGGAGAUAUUGAAGAAAAGUAAUUAUUGUAAUCACUUUCCUUAAUUCUACUUUUAUUAUUAAUUUAGUGAAA
Molecule: messenger RNA, 2543 nt
Organism: Argiope bruennichi
Lineage: Eukaryota; Metazoa; Arthropoda; Arachnida; Araneae; Araneidae
Gene: RhoGAP71E
Exons: 12
Coding region: 406-2112 (568 amino acids)
Biological process (GO): signal transduction
Molecular function (GO): GTPase activator activity
Source: RefSeq, a predicted model, not a curated record